AGCGCGUGUGAUAGGUCUGGUCAUCGGUGCCACAGACAGGACCCUCGCUCUCAUCGCACUCGCCCAGCUUGGCGGCGCACGCAGACAGCUUCAGCUGGAAAGUCCAAGGAAGAGGUGUCAAUUGGGAAUGUGAAGCAUUUGUCUACAGGACCGGACCGCACCGCUCCCAAUACCACUGCCACGUUCCCCGCUGAGGGGGGGACACGCUUAAAUAGAAUCAAACACGCGUAAAAUGAUUUAUCGCAUUUAUGGCCAAGUCACCGAGUCGCCAUGCGUCUGGCUACUCGAAUCUGACUUGCAUACGGAAUGGCGAACAGUGACUGGCCGCCUGGACUGGCACGGCAUGACCCGGCAGAAGGGGCAGCAGCGGCGGAAGCGAGGCGUAUACAUGCGACAUGGCUAAUAUGAAAAUCAAAGUUGUCAGGCCCAUAACUUGAAUGGCAUCUCAAAUACGAGCAAUGUGCAAAAAGCUAUGCGAAACCCAAAAAUUCGCACUGAAAUUAUGGCAGCCUGUCGCUUUCGUUGUCGCUUGGAUGUUGUCGAGUGUCGACCAACUGGCUGGCUGGGACGCCGAUGCCGAUGCCAAUGCCUGGGCCCCACGGCUGCUGAGUGAGCGAAUUCUUGUUUAGCCCACAAUAUCAUAUAUACAUAUGAGUGUACAUAUAUUUGUACAUAAAUAUGUAUGUAAAUCAUAAAUAAUAAAUAUAGGGGGCCCAAACACAAUUGCGUAGCACUUAAGACUGCCACUGCAGCAGCGCCUUUUGUCGCCAAUUUGUUCGGCCAGCCCACAGCCCACGUCCAUUUGGACAUUAAUGAGAUUUUGCUGUUAUUGAAAAGUCACAUUCAUCUCUGCGUAUCUAAAUGUCCAAUAGCUGAAACAUGUUUUGGAUAAGAUAUUAGGAUACUAAUUGAGUUUCUUGCAAAUACCAAAAGCGAAAGUGGAUCUACUCAUUAUAAAAUAACAAUACGAACAGUGUUGUUUCGACUAGUCAUUACUAAUUUACUAAUUAAAGAUCAACUACACAGCAACCCAGGCAGCUUCAUAUUCCGAAUUCUUGUGGCACACCAACGCAGAAUCUUUCUUGUAUCUCCCGAUACCCUAAGAAGGCUGUGAAAUUAACUCCUGUCUUUUGUCAUUCGUAUUUCUGCCCUUCAUUUAAUCAAUAAAUUUUAGUUUUUGUGAAAUCGCCGGAAAAAAAACCAGCCUGAAGUCCACGCCAUGCUCCUGCGACGGAUUCUUCUUCUGUUUGUGGCACUGAUUACGAUUGGAUUUCUAAUUGGAAGCUUAGCCCUUGCCUGCUCGUACCUUUGGAAAAAUUCAUACCAGGAGGAGGAGAGCAUCCGUAUAGACGAUGUGUUACUGGCUGAGCCCAAGCCCACACCCGGACGGGGCAUUUUCUUUCACGAGACCAGCAGCUUUGAUGACGAAAAUAAAGAGGAUAAUGUCCUGAAGCUAAACGCCCGUCAGGCAUGCGCAGUCGAAUCUGCUGCUCUCCACAAUCCCAAUUUUCAAGUGUUUCUUUUGUUUGCCGUCCGAAAAGACGUCGGCCUUGAUGAUGACAACAACGGACGGAAAACUGGCAUCAAGCAGCCGCUAGUCGAUGCCCUUUUAAGCUACAAUAAUGUUCAUUUGAGGCGUCUGCAUGUCUGGAGAUACGCAGCCGGCACACCCAGCGAAGAGUGGUUAAACACCGGUUACUUAUUCUGCUCGCGAUAUAUAGUCGUUCAGAUGUCGGAUUUCCUGCGAUUUUUAACCCUGUUUCGGUAUGGCGGCCUGUAUCUGGACUUGGAUGUGGUUGUGCUGCAAAAUAUGGAGGAUAUGCCAGCCAAUUACGCAGGAGUCGAGUCCGAUUUAUUUGUGGCCAAUGGCGUCAUGAGAUUUUCACACAAUGGUACUGGUCAUGACAUUGCCCGGCGCUGUCUGCGCGACUUUCAGCUUAAUUUCAAUGGCUAUGAAUGGGGCUACAAUGGUCCAUGGGUGAUAACACGCGUGGUCAAAGAGAUUUGCGGCACUGACAAAAUCCCAAAGAUGCUACAUAAUACCAAUCGCUGCAAAGGCUUCAAGGUGUAUGAUCAAGGCGCCUUCUUCGCUGUACCUGGUGUUCACUGGCGUGACUUCCUAGAGCCCGACAAACUGGAGCAGACAAUGGCGCUCACAAAAUCCUCGUAUCUGGUGCAUGUGUGGAACCGUAACUCCAAAAACGCAACGAUCAAGGUUGCUACUCCCUGCGCUUAUCUUAAAAUGGCAGAACAAAAUUGCCCGCGUGUCUUUCAUGCGGCGGGAGAAUACUUCUAGAUAAAUAAUCAUCUUCAAAGUGGAAAGUAGUGCGGCUCUGUAGAUAUGUAUUUUCAAAAUAGAAUUCAAAUUUAGGUGAAAGUGUCAACAAAGGGCUUCGAAAAACAAAAAUGAUUAGAAGAGUAAUCAACUUAGCUCACCGGCUUCUGUGAAUGACAGAGCUAACAAUCCUUUUAUUAAAACUUUGGAUGUCUUUAAAUACCAGAAGCCAGACAUAAAUGUUGUACCUUCAGAGGUAAUACAAAUAAUACCUGCCCCAGUGUUAUCUU
Molecule: messenger RNA, 2565 nt
Organism: Drosophila guanche
Lineage: Eukaryota; Metazoa; Arthropoda; Insecta; Diptera; Drosophilidae
Product: lactosylceramide 4-alpha-galactosyltransferase-like
Exons: 2
Coding region: 1220-2296 (358 amino acids)
Biological process (GO): glycosphingolipid biosynthetic process
Molecular function (GO): alpha-1,4-N-acetylgalactosaminyltransferase activity
Source: RefSeq, a predicted model, not a curated record